CAGUGAUUUGUUUGACUAUAGUUCUUGCAACCAAUCUCCAUUGAGAGAAACAGCCGUGGGUGGUUGGGUAUAAAAAUAGACUUAACCACGAAAGUAAUACCACUUGAAAUUAACAAGUGUCAAACAACAUAAAGAAAAAAAUGCGAGGUGGUUCAUUGUUGUGGAUUUCUGCUCCGUCUCGUGUGCUCGCGAAGCAUAUCCGGAGGCCAGGCAAUCGACGUUUUGGCCGUGACGUACCUGACGAGAAACCGGUGAACCCUUUUGCGCCCGAUAUCGAUGCGAAAGCUUCUGCUGGCGCUUCUGUAGCAGAGAUUCGUGAGCGGGAUCAACAGUAUUUUGAUCAGCGGGAUCGCGAAGUUGCAAAUCGGUCUUCGCGCGAAGAAGUCGCCGCCUUUUUUCAACGACAGAAGAUUUUGCGUUCUGAGCCGUUGCGUCUGCAAGCGGAAGCGGAAAUGAAGCGGGCGGAUGCGGAGGGAGGUCGUCCGUACGGCAAGCUGAAUGACACCAGGUUGGAGAAGGAGAACAACGAGAGGUCUCCUGCAGGAUUAAUCGAUGAGAGGGAUAUAUUCUCAUCUGGUGGAAUCGCUAAAACAUCAACAGCUUCUAGUACUUAUCUUUCUGUAGUUGCUCACGGAGAAGAUGACGAAUUAUACAUGAAAAAGUUUUUGCAACGUCUUUGUGCACCCGAGGAAGAGCGCAGGCAUAAUUUCCAGUGCACCAACAGCCUAGACCCUGAUUUCAAGGCGAAGGAACGCCUCCCAUGGCGCAUAAGACGAACCUCAUUUUUAUGGCAGAAAGGGCGGGCUUGCUAUCUUUGUAAUUGGAGUUGCAUUGAAAUUGAAUCACCUGCCUUCCAAGUACGUAGGAACUUCGAAGUUUUUUAUAUUUCAAAUUUGAAACGUCGAAAACCUGGUUUUUUAUCGCCUUCAAUUUCAAUUCGUUUCCUGAUCGAGAGCUUUUCUGAUGAUCAGAUCAUUUAGUGGCGCCUUCUCUGCUUUCAUACAACGGCAAUUUCGCAGUUUACGAACGCUUCAAGCGUGGUGGCAUCGAGGCAUACACGGUUCUGCGGAACGUCGAAGGAAACAUUCGUUCGCUCCGCAAGCAGCUGAUCCAUGUUAUGGCUACUCUUAGAAGAGGUGCGCCCGUGCUGAGUGUUAAUUUUUUUAUGCGGAUCCGACUUUUAAAUUCUCAUUUGGGAGUGAAAGUAGAAAGGAAAAACAUGAUACGGGAGUGGAAUGAAAUAUCUUAUCCGAUAGGCGUCGAAGUUUCUAAUCUUAUCUGCGAGGCACCGGUCCGCGUUCGCGUUGGCUGCUUUGAGAUCCGAGGGUUACAUUCUUGGAAAUUGAAAGAAUGGCUGGCUAGUCUAGGUUUUUGACAGGGUGACGAGUAACAAAAUUUAAUGAAGAUCACAUGAGACUGUUAAUCUUGGCAUCAAAUGAAGUGAGCCGCAGCAACAACUAAGAGUUUGGCAACCAUUAUUUUGGUGGUUCUUUGAAUGGCGGAAUGAGCUCCCUUCACGCCCUGCUUAGUUCAAGCAUGCUCAAAUGAGUAGUCACGAUUAUUUUUCUUCGUGAAAUAUGAGCGUGCUGCGAAAUAUGUGUUAAGAGGUUCUUCUUCUAUGCGCAGCGUACUGAACUAGUUCCGUUGCCAACUAACGUCGUCCAAUGCAAACCGCUGAGAGGCACAAAGAAACACAACGGCCUCCGCAUCGAUUUUUUGUCAUGAUUCUCUAUCAGUCCUG
This is a messenger RNA of Amoebophrya sp. A25, 1741 nucleotides long. The record is from the annotation of a GenBank genome assembly. NCBI's taxonomy places the organism in Eukaryota, Dinophyceae, Syndiniales, Amoebophryaceae.